This is a messenger RNA of Orycteropus afer afer, 455 nucleotides long. Its product is annotated as histone H2A type 1-D. Gene Ontology annotation, molecular function: protein heterodimerization activity; DNA binding; structural constituent of chromatin. Lineage: Eukaryota; Metazoa; Chordata; Mammalia; Tubulidentata; Orycteropodidae. The record is from RefSeq and is a predicted model, not a curated record. Gene Ontology annotation, cellular component: nucleosome.
AUCAUGUCUGGACGUGGCAAGCAGGGCGGCAAGGCUCGCGCCAAGGCCAAGACUCGCUCUUCUCGCGCUGGGCUCCAGUUUCCCGUGGGCAGAGUGCAUCGCCUGCUCCGCAAGGGGAACUACUCCGAGCGGGUUGGGGCCGGAGCUCCCGUGUACCUGGCGGCGGUGCUGGAGUACCUGACCGCGGAGAUCCUGGAGCUGGCGGGCAACGCGGCCCGCGACAACAAGAAGACGCGCAUCAUCCCGCGCCACCUGCAGCUGGCCAUCCGCAACGACGAGGAGCUCAACAAGCUGCUGGGCAAAGUGACCAUCGCUCAAGGUGGAGUCUUGCCUAAUAUCCAGGCUGUGCUUCUGCCCAAGAAGACUGAGAGCCACCAUAAGGCCAAGGGCAAGUAAAAGUCGGGAUUGUUCUGCAGCAAGUCGUACCUCUCAUCCAAACCAAAGGCUCUUUUCAG